Messenger RNA from Mercurialis annua (annual mercury), 3161 nucleotides. RefSeq lists its product as uncharacterized. NCBI's taxonomy places the organism in Eukaryota, Viridiplantae, Streptophyta, Magnoliopsida, Malpighiales, Euphorbiaceae. Gene Ontology annotation, molecular function: protein binding; zinc ion binding. The record is from RefSeq and is a predicted model, not a curated record. The transcript has 3 exons. Bases 190 to 2895 code for a protein of 901 amino acids.
UAACUUCUGAAAGUGCCAUUAAUACCCAAAUCUUUACCGUUUUAUUUGCCGAAACGUCCUUAUUCCUCUUUUUCUCGAUAAAAUCACUCCUCCUCCCUUUUCCACAAAUUCAACAAAACCCCCAAAUUCUAGGGUUUCCUUCACUCUCAAAUCCCUCCCCUUUCCUCUGUUUCUCUGGAGAGAUUUCCAAUGUCAAAGAGAAAGCUUAUACUGAUUUGUCAGUCGGGCGGUGAAUUUGUGACAAUUGCUGAUGGAUCCUUAUCCUAUACUGGUGGAGAGGCACAUGCUGUAGAUAUAAAUAACGAAACCAUGUUUGAUGAUCUCAAGCUAAAGUUUGCCGAAAUGUGUAAUUUAGAAUACAAAUCACUGUCGAUUAAGUACUUUCUUCCUGGAAACAGGCAGACUCUCAUUACUCUAGCUAAUGACAAAGACCUAAAAAGGAUGCACGAUUUUCAUGGGGACUCGGUUACUGCAGAUAUUUUUGCGCUGGGUACAAAAGGUUUUAAUCCUCAAGACGCACACAUGCAUGUUAGCAGACCCUCUGAAAUUAAACAGGCUGCGACUGUGCCUAUUGCUGGGGCAUCUCAAGGGGCAGCUGGUACCCCCUUAAGUGCUAAAACAGGUGUUCGCUCAAUUACUCAUUCCAGUUAUCGCAAAACUCCUCAUGCCGGUACACGCUCAGCUGCACGUGGCAGUAGUCGCUCAGCUGCACGUGGCAGUAGCCGCUCAGCUGCUCGUGGCAGUAGCCGCUCAGCUGCUCGUGCCAGUAUUCGCUCAGCUGCUCGUGCCAGUAUUCGCUCAGCUGCUCUUGACUUUGGUGAAAAUGCCCACAGCCCAGUUACAAAUAAUAUUAAUGGUUCCCCUGCUGAUACUGUUAAGAAAAGAAGGCGCGCUGCCUCAGGGAAAAGUGGAGUAAAUGUUCCUAUAAUGGUAUCUGAUAUUUACAAUGAUGGAGAGACUCGAGAACGUACUUUGCAAAAGAAAAGUUCUCGUAAUCAUAAUACUUGGGAUCAUGAUACUAGCGUUGUAAAUGUUAAUGUCCGGCAACUAACGGAAUCGGAUGAGGUACCAUGGGUAGACAUCGAUGAUCCUCCUUCUCCAUCUACUGAUGAUGACAGCUCUGACAAUUUCAGCCUUAAAGAUGUUCCUUUGGACCAAAUGAUUGCCUCUUGGAGAACUGGAAUUAUUGGUGUAGGCCAAGAGUUCAAUAGUGUUUCUGAAUUUCGUGAUGUGCUGCAGAAAUAUGCCAUUGCAAAUCGUUUUAUGUACAGGCUAAAAAAGAAUGACACUAAUCGCGCAAGUGGUGUAUGUGUGGCUGACGGUUGCUCUUGGUCAAUUCACGCGUCUUGGGUUCCAUCUGAAGAAAUAUUUAAGAUAAAAAAGAUAAAUAAAGAACAUACAUGCGGAGGGGAAUCUUGGAAAAGUGCUCAUCCAUCAAAAAGUUGGCUGGUCAGCAUUAUAAAGGAGAGAUUAAGGGAAAAUCCGCAUCGCAAACCCAGGGAUAUUGUUAAAACUAUUUCACAGGAUUUUGGCAUUGAACUUCAUUAUUCACAAGUGCGGCGCGGAAUCGAAGAAGCAAGGGAGCAACUUCAGGGUUCUUAUAAAGAGGCUUAUGCGCAGUUGCCAUGGUUCUGUGACAAGUUAUUGGAGGCAAAUCCCGGUAGUUUGGUGAAGCUUUGCAUUGAUGAUGACCGCAAGUUUCAACGUCUUUUUGUAUCCUUUGAUGCCUCUAUACAUGGUUUCAAGAAUGGCUGUCGCCCACUUCUGUUUCUUGAUUCUACAACAUUUAGAUCAAGAUAUCACGAGGUUUUGUUGACCGCCACUGCAUUAGAUGGGAAUGAAGAUGCUUUUCCAGUUUCAUUUGCUAUAGUGGACACUGAGAGUGAUGAUAACUGGCGAUGGUUUUUGGAGCAGUUGGGAUCUGCAAUUUCAACUUCACAGUCCAUAACCUUUGUGUCUGAUAAUGAGAAGGAACUAAAGAAUCACGUGCUUGAAAUAUUUGAGAAUGCUCACCAUGGUUACUCAAUAUAUUACCUGCAGGAGAACUUCAGAAGAAAUUUGAAAGGACCAUUUGAAGGAGAAGGGAAAGCUGCUUUGCCUGUAAUUUUACUGCGCGCUGCUCACGCAGUUCGACAUGAGAGUUUCAAAAUGUUCAUGGAACAAAUUAAACAGAUCUCUACUAAAGCAUACGAUUGGCUUAUGCAGCUUGAGCCACAAUAUUGGACAAAUGCAUUAUUCAAAGGUGAGUAUUAUACUCAUGUUCCAGUAAAUAUUGCAGAAGUAUAUGCUAAUUGGAUUGACGAAGUUCGGGAGGUGCCUAUUUUACAGAAGGUUGAAGCACUCAAAGGAAAAAUGAUGGAGUUGAUUCAGAAACGUCAAAUAGAUUCAAAUGAGUGGACUACGAAGCUUACUCCAACGAAGGAGCAAAAACUACAUGAGGAAGCUCUAAUCGCACUUGGAUUUAGAGUGUUAUUUUCAUCCGACACUCUAUUUGAGGUUCAUGAUGACUCCAUCCAUGUUGUGGAUUUAAUAAAAAGGGAAUGCACUUGUAUGCAGUGGAAAUUGACCGGGUUACCUUGCAGCCAUGCAGUUGCUGUCUUCAAUCGCAAAGGGUUAGCCGUAUAUGAUUAUUGUUCCAAGUACUUCACAGCUGAUAGCUUCCGUUCAACUUAUUCAAAGUCAAUAAAUCCCGUGUCCGAGACCUUUGCGCUUAUGGGCAAAGAAGAAGAUGGCUCAGAAGCACAGGCUGUUGUUCCUCCUACUACCCCAAAACCGCCACCCCAACCAAAGGAAAGACCGAUAAAAAGAAUCGAUGAACUCAGAAGAGUAAUGACCUGCAGCAAGUGUAAGGGAGAAGGACAUAAUAAGGUGACGUGUAAGGAAUCCUCAGAAUGAUUGUCUUGGCGCUUUGCUUCCGACUAACAAAAUCAUGUGGAGAAGGUACAAGUAUCCUAGGUCUGUAAUGAAUGACUGUACAGCUUUUAUUUUUAUUUUUCAAGGUUACAUUAGUUCCUUGAUGAUAUACUUUUUUAGGUGCUCUGCUCCAUUUUGUGUAUCAUCAACGACAGUGCUUUAGGACAUUGCAUUAUUUAGGAAUAGUUUGUUCUAGUGUUGAACUUUACUAUUUAAAGAAUCAAUUCGUCGGGGGUGACAUUGCUGAA